Messenger RNA from Dermochelys coriacea (leatherback sea turtle), 6805 nucleotides. It is a transcript of the gene TCEA1, whose product is annotated as transcription elongation factor A1. The record is from RefSeq and is a predicted model, not a curated record. Gene Ontology annotation, cellular component: nucleus. NCBI's taxonomy places the organism in Eukaryota, Metazoa, Chordata, Testudines, Dermochelyidae. Gene Ontology annotation, biological process: DNA-templated transcription; transcription elongation by RNA polymerase II; positive regulation of transcription by RNA polymerase II. The transcript is spliced from 10 exons. The coding region runs from base 649 to 1563 and encodes 304 amino acids. Gene Ontology annotation, molecular function: nucleic acid binding; zinc ion binding.
CCUUCUCUUCCAGGCAGGAACAGCGCUUACAGGGGAGCAACGCGGAGCAGCCGUUCGUCCUUACUCGUGAUCCUUGGGACGAGCCGUCAGGGAACCCGGGGCUGGAGACUGCAGCUCCCGCACCUGCCCGGGCCCAGCAACUAGCGCACCGCAGGGGGCGGGGGAACCGGCUCCUCCCCUCCCCACGGCGCUGAGGAGCGGGGUGCGGAGCUGCCGCUGUGUAGCGCGGGCCGCAAUGCCUGAGCCGACCUCUGCGCGCGGCGCCGCCCGGCGGACGCACCGAGCGAGCCGGAGUCUGGGCGGCGGAAGCAGCAGCCCCAGCCCCAGCCCCCAGCUCGCUGCGGUGGGGGCAGGGCCCGCGCCGCUAACCCCGCCUUUCCCCAGCUCCCCGCCCGCGCGGGUCGAUGCUCUCGGGCUGCCUCAGUGCGGUCUGCCUCCCCGGGCUGGUGCUUGAUGAGCGCUGCCUGGCGCCGGCGCCGCCGCCGCUCGCGCUGCUGGGUUCAUUUGUUAUCCGGCGGCCUGGCUCCAUUUCUGCGCUGACGGCCCUGAGCGGCUGCGUCCGUGGCCGGUCCCCUCUCGUCUCUAGGGUGCGUCCCGCAGGCCCAGCCCUCGCCGCGGCGGCCGGGCCCCGCUCGGGCCUCAGCAGCCAUGAAUACAGAAGACGAGAUCAUCCGCAUCGCCAAGAAGAUGGACAAGAUGGUGCAGAAGAAGAACGCGGCUGGGGCACUGGAUUUGCUAAAGGAGCUUAAGAAUAUACCUAUGACCCUUGAGUUGUUACAGUCCACAAGAAUUGGAAUGUCAGUGAAUGCAAUACGCAAGCAAAGCACAGAUGAAGAGGUUACAUCUUUAGCAAAAUCUCUCAUCAAGUCUUGGAAGAAGCUGUUAGAUGGACCGUCAACUGAUAAAGACGCUGAAGACAAGAAAAAGGAACCUGCAUCUUCAUCACAAAACAGUCCUGAAGCAAGAGAAGAAAGUAGUUCCAGUAGCAACUCCAGCAUCAGGAAAGAGGAGGCUAAUGCUUCGUCAGAUUCCUUCAUCCCUUCUUUUCCUCGGGCUCCAAGUACUUCAGAUUCUGUACGAGUGAAAUGUAGAGAAAUGUUGGCUGCUGCUCUCAAAACAGGAGAUGACUACAUUGCUAUUGGUGCUGAUGAGGAAGAGCUGGGAUCUCAGAUUGAAGAAGCUAUAUAUCAAGAAUUGAAAAACACUGACAUGAAAUACAAAAAUAGGGUACGAAGUAGAAUAGCAAAUCUCAAGGACACAAAGAACCCUAAUCUAAGAAAAAAUGUAUUAUGUGGGAACAUACCUCCAGACAGGUUUGCCAAAAUGACAGCAGAGGAGAUGGCAAGUGAUGAGCUGAAAGAGAUGCGCAAAAAUCUGACCAAAGAAGCUAUCAGAGAGCACCAGAUGGCUAAGACAGGAGGCACCCAGACUGACCUGUUUACAUGUGGCAAAUGUAAAAAGAAGAAUUGCACUUACACACAGGUUCAAACCCGCAGUGCUGAUGAACCUAUGACAACAUUUGUUGUCUGUAAUGAAUGUGGAAACCGAUGGAAGUUCUGUUAGAAGAAACAACUGUCAAGACACCUGGACCAGAAAGAGGAUUUUGUAAUUAGCUUUAAAGAACUAGGCCAGGCAUGUAGGUUCCUGCAAACAAGAAACUUUUUUUUUUUUUUUUUUUUUUUAACCAGGAUACAUCCCUGGAGUUUAACCUUUGGUUUUUGACACAACUUCCUUAAAUGCUUUCCUAUAGUUAAUAGUCAGUAGAGCCCGGAUGCUCAAUUGUAUGGUGUAUGUUUAAAAUAUUUUUUCAUUUUUAUAAGUAAGUUGACAUUAAACUUUUAUCAAUAAACUUUUGGUAACUGAAUUGUUUUCUUAACUGUGUGAACAAUGUACUGUAUAUUUUUUUACAGUCUGAAACAUAUCCACCAGACAUAUUUUACCUCUCAAUUAUGUUAAAAAUGUGUGAAUUAAAUUUGUAUUUGUUUCUCACUGGCAUAUUCCCACUAAUUUUGUGGGGAGGAAGGACAACUAACUUCAUUUUAAUUAUACCAAAUCUGCUGUGGUAUCUAAAUUGCAACUUGUUGGCUCUGUCUGGUUUGUACAUACCAUUUAUGAAUUAAUGCUUAAAUUCAGAUCAUGAAGUUUGGAACUUUGUUAAUGGAUCUAUUGACCUCUUCUGUUACAAUGCUUGGAUAAAUUUGCUUAUGUAACCAGCAUUGAUCAGUCCAAUUUAUUGUACUGCCCUAAAGCCUGUAUAUUACUACCACUAGAUUUUAUCUCUGGAGAAAUGACUUAAAUAGUUUGUUUAAAUUUGAUCUAAUUGGUUUGUUUUGCUUAUGUGUGUGAUACCAGAGUUUAUUUUAGACUUUGUAAAUGAGCAAAGACAUUUUGUGGCAGGUUGUUUAAAUAGCAGUCAGUAAACUAGUUGAUAAAAAGAUAAACUGGUUGGGGAAGUAAUAUUACUUUACAUCAAUUCAUAUAAAUGGCAUUAGUUCCCGUGAACUGCUAAUGAGCUUUAUUUUGAUAUUUAGAAUCAUUGAUGCCAGUGAUCAAACCAGAGACCAGAAUAAAUCAUUAAAGUUAUGGUCUUUCACCAUCCAGGAUGAUAGAAAGAUUUAUUAGAAUCUGAUUUUUGACGGUGCACCUUUUUAAAACACUUUGCAAAUGCUAUUUAGCAAAGAGCCAGCAUGGUCAGAUGACAUAAGAUUCUUAUGUUUUUGACAACCUCUCUUAUUAGAAAGGACACUUAGAUAUACCAUGCUACUGGAACAUUUUUUAUGUGAUUUAAAAUGUGUAACCUACAGACAUUUGCUAUAUUGUACUUCAUUAGAUUGUACUAAUGAAUUUGGAAUUUCAAGUUCAGUCUAAAGCACAAUGUGGAUAGCAUCAAUUGAUGUGUUGGCUGAAGGGGUCCAUGCAAUUUUAAUAUUGCUUAGCAGGUUCAUGAAAAGAACACUCUAACAGUAUGAAUGUUUUGUGGGAAUUAUUGGCAUAUAAAGUGCAGACAUUUAAAAGCUAGUACCAGUGGAAUAGAAGGUUAGUGCAGCUUAAUGAUGUCCUGCUGCUAGAUAAAUGCCAGCGCAAACCAACAAUGUUUGUUUUCAAGCCAGGAUAUAUUGAUCCUGUGAUAAUGGUUUUGACUUCAUGUGUUCUAUAUAAUUUGUGUAGAUAUAGAUAUACUUUGUCCUCAUAUUUCUGAAACAAUUAUUGCCUACUAUAACAAUCUAAUUAGUAUGUCCUAAUUCAAUGGGACCAAAACUUGGCCCUUGGAAAAGGUUAGUAUAUUUCACUAGAGAUGAGUUUAUGCAUAAUUAUGAAUAGUGAAACAAAAUACAGGGAAUAAGCUGUCUUUUAUGUGUGAUUUAAUUACUUAUUUAAUCAUAUAUAAAAUUCAGUUAAAAUAAAGAAAUACGACAGGAGGGUGCGUUUUAACCACACCUGAAAGAAAUGGAAAGUUUCCAUUAACUUUUAAUUUCCCAGGAAACUGACCAGUCUAGCUUAAUUGUCCAAGUGAAAUACACAGUUUUGAAUUUUUCUGAUGAAUAUAUCUGAUCUCUCUAGCAAGCUGAAAGUGAUCUAGUUUAACUUCUUUUGUCAGCUUGGUGCUUCUCAAAGGCCUGACACAAACAAAUUAAUACACAAGUACAGCAUAGUCACUGAUAGUCCAAGUUCUCCCAGUACUACCUCACCAACAUGCCUAUUUUGAUCUUUGGCAAGCGCUGAGACUGUGAGCCAGCAUGCCAGUGAAUAUGCGGUGUAAACUGAAACUAUUAAUGUGACUAUUGUCUUGUGCUGUGGAUAUGUCAAUGAACUGGACUGAGAUCUCUAAUUUGACAUAACCAGCUGCCAAAUGUAUUUUAGUAACAACUGGCAGUCACUAUUGACUUGGACCAGAUUUUAACCAGUGACCUAGAAGAGCUCUUUUCUUUUUAACUGAGUCAGCUGGCAGCACCGUUUUGCAGUGUUACUUGUUAAAUGUUCCUUAAAUCAUUUUUUUCAAACUGACAUGCUAAAUGUUAUGUUUUUAUAGAAAUAGAUGAUGGAAACUAUUUAGCCACAGCUGUUGCUUACAACUUACCUUAUAUCAGGUCUUCUCCCUCGCUACUGAGUAGCAACAAAACUCAUAAUUUUUUUUAAUGGGAUUAACACUGAAAGAGCAAAAGGUAUCUCCUGCAUGGUGCAUUGAACAAGCAAGGAAAUUAGCACAUGCCUGAAUUUUCCCCCAGUGAGAAGGUGUUUAGUGUUUGUAUCAUAGUACCCAGAUGGGAGAACUGCUGAUAGGCUGGAGAAAGAUUACAAUAGCUUUCAUAGAAAAAGCAAUGCAAAACUACCUGUAUGAAUCUCUUUUAAAGAGGUGAUUUUUCACUCACCAUCCUUCUGCUUCACAUCUGUCUGCAUUCAUUCAAAUCAAUACAUAGGAAACUAUCACUGAAGGGAAUUCUACAAUAAACUAAAAUGUAUGUAGUGGAAUUGCAUUAAAUUACAGUGUAUUUUGGCUUAAUUAUUAUAGAUUAAGCAACUCCGUAAAAAUGGAUCUAUAAAUUGGUACUUAAAGGCCAUUUGUUUUAACUUCUUCCUAGAUUUAGCUAUGAUAACUAAUUUGGGGCCGUAUUCAAAUGCCAUAUGGUAAUAGAUAUGAGGCUUGGCAAAAAGCACUAGUCUGCACAUACAAGUGCAAUAUAUUAGGAAUACCAGAAAUGCAUGUAGGAAGUUUGUGGAAGAAUACUGCUUUGCUUUGAGAUUUUCUGAGCCUGAAUUAAUGCCAUAUCCCUGGAAACUUGUUUUAACUUGCUUUUGUAUGAAGUAUAUGAAUAUCACCUCUGAAGUAAGCAACCCCCAAACAAUCUGGCCUGUAAUUUAGGAUUUUCAAUGUCUGUGAACACAUCAAAUGGUUGCUACUGCAGAGCUCUACGGACUAAAUACUGAAAUAUUAAUUACCAUUAUUUGCAUCUGCCUUUGCAGUGAAGAGAACACCACAUGAGAAUUCUUGUGCUUUAUUUACAAUUAUAAAUGCCCAGACGCUUCCCUCUCCUAAAUUCUUCAGCUUUUAUAAACAUUAACAGUAUGAACUUAAAAAUGUUUUCAGCAGACUCUGAUAGUAAAAUAACACUUCUCCAUAAGAUAAUUUUAUAGGCAGUAUUAUUCCAGCCCACUAGCUUCCAUAAACUUGAGGUGGUUAUAUUUCAUUGCCAUGAGAACAUUGCUUAUAUUUAUCAGGUAGCCACUCCAAGACAAGCGCUAUCUCUACUUCGUCAGUAGUGGCCAGGCUGUACUAUUAGAAAAUGUGAGGCUUCAGUCUAGUGUAGCCCAAGUAUCUAUAGCGCAACUAUUUCUACUGUGGCUGCACAAUGGGGGGGUAGAGGGGGAAGGGUGAGAGCAGUCAUAACUAACAGUUUAAAAAAAUAAAUUGGAGAGUUCUUCCUUUCCAGAGUGGUAACUUUAACUUCUCCUAUAAGUUCGUGUCCAACUACAUUCUGGUAUUGUAAAAAUAUGACUUUUUUUAACAUCUAACAAUCUCUACAUUCUCCUUUGCAAAGUGUCACUUAAAUUGAUCAGAGGCUGCAGUUAGCUUGUGGUGUCAGAGCCCUCUGCAGGUUAAAACAUUGACAGUUCAUAUUAAAAUAUGCCUGAGUUAUUUUUCAGGUAGAUAUCCUAUUAACUCUAAAUUCCCUGUUGGUUGGUGUAGCCCAGAGUUCCAUUUCUGCUUUUUUUAAAUAAAUACAUUAAUAAAAAAUACUAUGCUUUGAUGGAUUUCUCAGAUAAGGACUGAAGCAAAUCCUUAUAAAUAGCAGAGUUCAUAAACCGUGGGUAGGAGUCUCUAUGCAUUAAGGUGUAAAUCUGGAGCUGUGCAUCAUCAAAAGUAUGUUGUGAUGGUUCCAGCAUAUUUCGGUUGAUAACUUCCCUUACUCUGGAGUCCAGGCUGACCUGUGUAUUAAAAAAGCAUUCGUUGACAUUGGUAAUAGCAUGCACACUUUUCCAGCUCUAACCACUUAAAGUGGAUUUUUUUUUUUCAUUUCAAUCUUCACCCCUCAAACAAAGUGUAAAGGGUCUCAGAUAUACACAGGCAGAGAGAAUUAUCACUUCCAACUUCGGAUACAAUUAUCUCCUUGAGUAGUGGAGUCCUCUCUUAAAGACAGCCUUACUUUAAACAGUACAGUCUGAAAUCAUAUUUGUGCUAAAUUCUGAUGAUACAGUGGGAAUUUUUGCUCUUUCUGCUUAAUAGUGCAGUGAAUUUUUAAUUUUGUGCGACUCGCUUUUGUUUUCUUGGGAAUAAGUGUUGUCUGAGGCUGAAUUCAUAGCAGCAGAAUUAACCAGAAGGAAGCUGCAACCUGUAGAAAUGUUGUUUAAGCAAAUCCCUUUACUAAAGAGCAGGCAGAAUUAGACAUGAAUUGCAAAUAGUUGUAUAUUGGUUCCAUAUGAGAGCAAUAUUGUGAAAAUUUAAAUUUCAGUGAGGUGGCAGUCUCAAAGAUAUUGUGUUAACAGCUACUAGAUUUCAGUAGUGCUUGUAUCUGUACACAAGUAGUGCUUUUUCCACCACUGUGGCUAAUAAGCUUUUGACUGAUAUUUGAGUUUAUAGUCCUUUAAAAUGAGAAACCAACUAAACAAACAAACUCAACCUUGUUGUAGUGUAAUGUUUAGUGUAUGAAAUAUUUGCCAAUAUCAGACUGGCAGAUAGUUAAUUUUUGCUGUAUAGUAGUAGUUCUUAAAACAGAUUAUAUUUGAGCAGUUCCUUUAUAUUUCAUAGCAAAUUACAGCGAAAGAUUUUAAACAUUUUAAGGUCUCCCAUUUCUUUUUUUACUGCUAA